Patella vulgata (common limpet) is the source of this 7450-nucleotide messenger RNA. RefSeq lists its product as uncharacterized. Lineage: Eukaryota; Metazoa; Mollusca; Gastropoda; Patellidae. The record is from RefSeq and is a predicted model, not a curated record. The transcript has 4 exons. The coding region runs from base 58 to 2211 and encodes 717 amino acids.
UCACAGAGCUACAGGUCAGGACGAUCAUCACCUACACCGUCGGAAGCUUCAUCAAACAUGACAUUAACAUCUGGUUCCUAUAGUGACAUACCAUCAUUAGAUUCUAACGGCGCUGCUCACAUCAACAGAUCCCUAGAUCCUAGUCAUCAACAAGUCGUACUCAGAACUCCUUAUGGAACUUUCUAUCGAGAGGAAAUGAGUGGAUUCUACGGAAUGAUUCCAGAUCAGCCAAGACGUCGUUGCCAUACCUUAGAUCGAGACACGCUCACUAGACCCACCAGACUACACACGAUAGACGAGGGAAAUCGUCGGCGUUAUACGAUGGAUCGGGAAUACAUCAACAAGAUGGUCAACAAAUUGAGUGACAGACUAGAAAAGCGAACAGCAAUUCGAGGUGACAGCAUGCCGCCGUCGAUUUCCAGUAGCGCAGCAAGUAGUCCGAUUCCAGAGGAAAACUUUCCAUACCUAAACAGUAAUCGUGAAUUUAUGCCCAUAUCAUCCGCGGAGAGUGGAAUAGGUAGUGCUAGAGGCAGUCCGCUAAUCACAGAUUCCAUGCUUUCAUUUAACUCAUCACCUAAUUCUCCGCAUCCAAGAUCCAGAUCCGGUUCAUUUGGAAAUGACGAUUAUCAGAACAUGAGGCCUCGUUGUUACAGUUUUCAUCUCAACAGCGAAGGUCGAGCAUCUCGGGUUUCAUUGCCACCUAAAUAUGCUCAGGAAAAGGAAAGGGCGUCCCAGGAUUCAUCCCAACAGUAUUUGUCGCCGGAGAUGCGACGUGGAAGUGUUGGAGCAGCGUAUGGAUUACAUGUGCGUAAAAAGUCUUUGUUAGUUGAUCGACAUCCAUCAUAUCUUAGUGUCAACCCCGAUGUGUUACGACAGGAAGCUGAGAGAAGGUCACAGGGAGAAAUCGCAAAUCUCAAGAGAAUGGUGAACGGGCAGAAUAUGUAUAGCCAUCCUAUACCACCACGUCAUAUGAACUGGAUGCAACAACAGAUAGGUGUAUCACCACCUCCACCAGUCUUAUCACGAAUCAGUCCUCGUGAUGAACAGUUCAACGGUGCCCCAAUACCUCCUGUACUCAAUAAAGUUGAAUUGGAGGCUGCUCGCGAAAAGGCUGUUGCCAUUGCUAAAGAGAGUUCUGGAAAUGCCACCUCCGAAGGAAUUCCUGCUGCUGAAGGUAAGGCAGCGGACACAGACGACCAGCCAGAAAUAUUCCACAAGAAAUUUGAUAAACUACGGAAACAUCUGACACAUUCCAGCGAAAAUAUCGAAGCUCAAUCACAAGAUACUAGUCAAAAUAUGGAGGCAGACGACGAAGACAAGAAAGAAUCCUACCACGACAACUCAUUCCUUGAUCAGAAAAAAGGAUCUCCAGACCCCCAACAAAAAUCAGCCGGAGACUCGCAUCCCAAUUUGCUCGCUCAUCUCAAAGCUCCUACUCAGGUGAAUGUUACACAGGCAGCUGUUCAUCCUACGAUGUCGGGAAUGACCUGGAACCAAUAUCCAAUGAUGAAUCCACAUUCAUCAUUCUUAGCUCAACACCAGGCAGCGGCCAUCAUGGCCACAACUACUCAUCCAACGGCAGCCAUGAUGAAAGAAUAUCCAGCAGGAUUCUUAUCAACGCCACAAAACAUGCAUGCACAAGUGAUGGCCUCUUUUUCACAGAACAAUUCCCACCAAGAUUCUCAGAUGAUGUCAAAUAUGGUUCCAGAAGUUGGAACGCGGGAACAGUUUCAUGCGGCAGCAGUCUCCCACUUAAAAGACAAACUACUUCGAAAAAAUGGUAGUAUGGAAAAUUUGCUGAAAAUUGGUGCCAAAGAUAAUAAAACGAGUUCAUCUGAUUCGAAAGUAAGACAUACAUCAACUCUAGCUGGCAACAUGCCAAAUUCCUUACCCAAUUUAUCAACUCAGUCGCCCAUAUCAACUCCAGUUUCAUCAAGCUCUCCAAGUCUGGUUAUCCCAGACUACCAAAAAUCAUUACCACUAUACAAGUCUAUGUUCAAAGGUCAUAUCAUGACGCCUAAUGCCGUCAAGCCAUGUUUCACAACACAAGACUACAAUAACACCAAUAAUCUUGUUCGAUAUGGAGAACAAGAAAGUGUACCACUCAAUCUUACAACAAAGUCCGAUGAAUCUCAACACGAACUGUCAGUACAAAUGACAACUGAAGAAAUACAUCAUAUGAACCUCAAUAUUAAAAAAGAGAUUGUUUAAUGCAGCCAAUCAAAUCCUACAAGCUAACUAUGUCAUGUGACUCAAAAUCUAGUGUUUCAGCCAAUCAUUAAUGGUCAUAUGACAUUUAAGUUAACCAAUGGUAAUCCAUGAAUGUUCACUUACAAAGGAAGACGGCAUCUAUCCAGUGGUAUCAGUGAUAUAAAAUGGUAGCAUUUUGUGUUGAUACAGAAAGUAUGAGUUUACUGCAGUAGAAUGUUGAUGCGUGUGUUUUUAUUUAACAGUGAUUGGUGUAUAUAUGGAUUAGAAUUGUUUGUACAUAGUAUUGAAACAUGUGACUAUCUAGCUUCAGAUGAUGUACAUAUAUGGAUAGCUAAAGAAUCAGAUAGCUAGAUUCUACAGCUAAAAAUGGGUUGUCUUGAAUCUGGUUUCUUAGAGAUCGAUCGAUUAUGGCUAAAAGUGGAUUGUCAAGAACAAGAUAUCUCGGAGAUCGAUUAGAUACGGCUAGACGUGGAUGUUGAAAAUCAGAUUUCUCACAGAUCAAUCUGUUACGGCUAAAAGUUGAUUGUUGAAAAUCCAUUACAGCUAAACAUGGAUUAUCGAGAAUAAGAUUUUUCGGAGAUCGAUCCAUUAUGGCUAAACUUGAUUAUCGAGCAUAAGAUUUCUCGGAGACUAAUCUGUUACGGCUAAAUGUGGAUUGUCAAGAACAAAAUAUCUCAGAGAUCGAUAGACAUGUACAUGUAUUACAGCUAAAAGUGAAUUAUCUAUAGUGUAAUGUUUGUUUUCAAGGAAAUCAAUUUUUUUUUAAUAGAAUUUUUAUUAAAAUGAAUUGUCGUUGUGGUCAAAUAAUUUAAAUUUAAGCCAUGCAUAUUGAUAGCAGUUUAAAAUCAGUUCCAUGCCUUGGAUUGAAUACAACUGACUAAUUGAUGAUUAUUGGAUUUGUACAGUUUAAAUAAGUAUAUACACACUGUAUAAUGUGGAUAAAUUGUCGAAAAUGAACAUAUUUUUGUUUUGCUUAUUUUAGAAUUUUUUGAAUAAGAAUUAAUUUAUUCUAAAUAUAUGUCCGGGUUUUUUUGUUUUUUUUGUUUUCCGGAUGCGUUUGUCAGAUUAUAUAUGUUGUGUCAAGAUUGUGCUUGUUAAUCAUUAAAACUUUUAUCGCGUUGGGGUCGUAAUUUACAUAAGUUUGUUGAUUCUAGUAUUUAAUUAAUUAAUUUAAUGAGUUUUAAUUUAAACCUUGAGUGUGAGAUACAGAUUCAUCUGUCAAGUGUGUGCUAGAAUUUAUGUGUGAUGAUUUUUUUUUUUUUUCCUUUUUAUAUUAAAAGAACAAUCGAAUCUGUUGAAAUUUCUGCCCAUUUUUAAGCUUAUGAUUAUUUUUGAGACACCCCUAUGGGUGCCUUAAAAAGAGGGACGGGCCUACUACAAUAAACGUGAAAUUUGAAGUGAUGAACACAUCCCUAGUAAAACUCUUCAGCCUUUUUAAGGAAAACUUAAGCUCAAAUAUUAUAAGAGUUUGGUCCUUUUCAUUUGUUGUGGGUUAAAAUCCAGGUACAAAUUUCAGCUCUUUACCAAUGUAAAGGUUGCUUUCUUAAAAUAUUUUAGUUUAAAUUUCUGUGAAAAAGAAGAACCCUGACGAUACUAUUCUCAAAUAAAACAAAAUGACAGUUAUUCUAAAAAAAUUUUAAAUUGCUAUAGCCAAUGUAUUAUUUAUUUUACUACUUAGAGCUAUAAUCUUGGACAUACAAGAUAAUUCAUUUGAAAUUAGCUCAGAGCUAAAAUUAGCAAUUAUAUAAGUCAAGUAUAUAAAACUAAGGUUCUAUUUCUGUCAUAGCCUACUUAUGAGAUAUUGGCUCAUUAUAUUCAUGAAAACUUUAUUGCCGUGAAUUGGAGAUUAAGAUGUCAUAUUUUGAUAUUGCUAAAUUACAAUAUCUAGUAGUUCUAAUAUCGGCUUUUAAUUUAACAAUCAACUUCAGGGAUUCUAGUUUUCACAAAUAAGGCAUGUUGGAUGUUGCAAAAAUGAAACUUAAUGUAUUUUUAAGGAUACUUUGUUUUCUUUGGUUUGAAUCUAUACAAGGCAUGUUGCAAAGGUUUAACAAAAGGUGUUUUUGAGGAUACUGUGUUUUCAUUGGUUAGAAGCUAAUAUAUUUUUGAGAAUACUGUGUUUUCAUUGGUUAGAAGCUACUGUGUUUUGAGGAUACUGUGUUUUCAUUGGUUAGAAGCUAAUGUAUUUUUGAGGAUACUGUGUUUUUAUUGGUUAGAAGCUAAUGUAUUUUUGAGGAUACUGUGUUUUCAUUGAUUAGAAGCUAAUGUGUUUUGAGGAUACUGUGUUUUCAUUGGUUAGAAGCUAACAUAUUUUUGAGGAUACUGUGUUUUCAUUGAUUAGAAGCUAAUGUGUUUUGAGGAUACUGUGUUUUCAUUGGUUAGAAGCUAACAUAUUUUUGAGGAUAUUGUGUUUUCAUUAGUCUGAAGCUAAUUUAUUUUUAACGAUACUGUGUUUUCAUUGGUUUGAAUACUGAAUUAUGAGAGCUUGUCCAGAUGAUGUAAAUAAUGGAGAUGAACAUGACGAUUGUUGAUUUGAUACCUAUGUUAGGUUGGCGUACCAAAGCAAAGCAUAAUUUAUUUGAUAAUGUCUAUUUAUAUUUAAAUGUAUUUAUUGAGGAGAAAAAUGAAAGGACCAGUGAGCGUUUAAAAAAAUAUAUACGCGGAGUGUUAACAUUGAUUAUUUCAUAAUAUGCUACAGUUAGAGAAAUUGUAGUCUAGAUUAUCAUGGUGUGUUCUAUAUGGAGUGUUUGAUAUGUUUCAGUUAAGGGAGAAAGUAGACUAGAUUGUCACAUAAUGGAAAGUUUAUUUGUUAUGGUUCUGUUUCUGAUAUAAAAGAGAUUAUCAUUUAUAUGGUAGUGCAUGUACAUUGAGUGUUGUAGUUAAUAUGCGUCUUGAUAAAAGAAAAAGGAAAUGGUAGCUUUGGUUAUCAAAAAAGAAUAAUAAAGUAAAUUGUACACUUGAUUGAGGAUGAUUUUGUUGGGCUGUAUAAACAGUGUUUUGUCUUGAUUUCUAUUUUCAAAUUCAUUUAAUAUAGCUUUUGUAGUGCUAUUUUCUUGUGUAAUCCACAAUUUACACCCCUAUCUUUAGUAAUAAACUUUCCAUCAUACAACAUGUUUCCUUUAUUUAGAGAAAGUCUAUUAUCUUAAAUGGGUGUUGUCCUUUAUAAUAAUGUUAUUUAUUGAAAUAUUUUCUUCUGUUUCUCUUGCCACAAUCUGCUCCAAUUUCUCCAUUCCCAAAUUUAUUUUAUUUUAUAAUAAUUGUACAAAAACAGGAAAUCCAUUUGAAAUAAAUUGCACUAUAUUUUUCGACUGACAAAUUAAAUACUUACAUUAUUAUAUUUUGAGAAUUAUGAAAUAAAAUAGAUAUCUUUUUAAAAAUCUCCAUGAUAGGUAUUUCAAUAUAUCUGAAUUAUUGUGGAGCUACGUAAACCCACGAUGUUUAUCUUGUGUACUGUUCAGACACCAUAUUGAUUACAUAGAAUGAAUUUAAUGGAAGAUUAUUUAGAAUACAUGUAUAGUGCUAUAUAUAUUUUAUUGAUGUUUGUUGAGAUGAAAUGAAAUGAAUAAAUUUGAUCCAAUGUAACUCCGUGCAGGGAAAAAGGUCUUGUAUGGCCACCAGGGUAUGAUGAAAUUUAUCUUUGUCCAUACUCUGUCUCAUGAUUUCUAGUUAUAUAAAGCGAUAAAUUGGUGCUUGAUUUCAGAGUCUGACCUUUCUAAAAUCUUUUUCACCAAUUUUGUACUGUGCAUGCACAUUUAUAUGAAAUUAGUUGACAUCAUAAUUAUACUUUUUUCAAAUUUAUGUUGUAAUUCCUUGACGUUGUGUAUGUCGUGUAUUUAUGGCUUCAAGGAUUCUAAAUGGCAUAGCAUACUAAAAUAACAGCAUUCCUCAGCUUAAGUAGAAAAAUAAAAACUAAGCUAAUUAUUUUGUUGCCGAAGUGUGGUAAUGAUGGUAUGAAAAUGGAAAAUCUUAAAAAUAGAAAUACAAAAACCUUUAAUCCAUUUCCUGUUCUUUCAUUUUUAGUUUGAUCUUUUUAAAUUUCAAUUUAAAAACAAGCACAUUCUCUUUGAGGUAUUUGUCUUUCUUUGGUCCUGCUUUUGAAAUUAAUUGUUAUAUUGUUGCCUUAGUUACAAUAUUGUUUGUGUUUUGUAAUUAAUGCCGUUAAUUAAUUAAUACCAUGCAUUAACUAGUACUGUGAAUUAGUACCCUACAGUGAAUUAAUUAACUAUUUUAAUUAGUACUGUUCACUAAUUAGUACCUUUAAUUAAUAAGUUGAUUAAUUACUGUUUUUAUUAUAACUUAGAUGAAGGAGGUAUGACAAAAGGAUGCAUAUUUCAUUUAUUACUAAUAUUAAUAUUUAAAAACAUAUAUAAAAAAAAUAAUUAUAGUAACUUUAUCAUCAUCUUUAAGAAAAUACUGAAUAGUAAUUUAUUCCAUAUAUGGUAUUUAUUUAUUAGUAGAUUUAAAGGGACACUUCGCUGACUAAAAACUAUCAACAUUUCAUCUUGGUUUUCUAUUAGCAUACACAUGACACAGCCUCACACAUGGGAAUUAACUUUAACUUAGGUGGAGGCAUAACACAAAGCAAACAAACUCAACAGACCAUUGGUCUUUUUAUUUGUUUAAUUGUCUACAGAUGGAUUCAAUGUCCAGACAAUGGUCAGCUAUUUGAGUAAAGAAACAAAAUUAAAAUUAAUAAGCAAACCUAACAGCUUCUGCUUAAUAUUUAAAAAACGAAAUUUUAAUCAUAUUCAUAAUUCAAUACUUUAUUUGGACUUAAUUCAGAGUUUUAGCUCCUUUAAUUUAACUUGUUUCCUUUGAUUAUUUUUGUUAACGAAGUGUCCGCUUAUGUUAUGAUUCUGAAUGUGAUUUAUAUUUAAUUAUAUGAUGAUGUAAGUGGCUUUAGAGUUAUAUUAGUAGAUAUUUGUAUGUGUGUGUGUGUGUGUAUGUUAUUUGAAUCUUUGUGUUUAAUUGUGUAUAUAAUAACAUAGAUAAAUAUAUUGAAACUUAUCACCAAUAUCAUUAUUAAUAUAAUAUAUAUACAACAAAUGUCAUCAAUCAUUCUAUCAUGAUUGUGUGCACUAUUAGCUCAGCUGAAUUAGAUUGAUUCUCACUUGACAAUAAAGACUAUACUAUAUAUACUGUAGACAGUAUUGUUGAGUCGACUGCUGAACAUGAUGUAUGUAUGUAUGUACGUAUGUAUGUAUGUAUAAUUAAAAUGGGAUACCCUAUAUUAUACAAAUUA